Cotesia glomerata is the source of this 2014-nucleotide messenger RNA. RefSeq lists its product as uncharacterized. The record is from RefSeq and is a predicted model, not a curated record. Gene Ontology annotation, molecular function: protein binding. Lineage: Eukaryota; Metazoa; Arthropoda; Insecta; Hymenoptera; Braconidae. The transcript is spliced from 2 exons. The coding region runs from base 1064 to 2014 and encodes 316 amino acids.
GUUAGUGUCUUCUCUUCAUCGUGACAUGUACAUAUUGUGAAUAUAACCAAUACAAAAAUCAUAAUAUCUUGAUUUUGAUAAAAAAAAUCAAGUUUAUUUUAUUCAAUAACUGCAGCUUCUCAAGCUAAUAUUACUAUCCGAAAAUGGUUAAUUUUUUAAACUUCGAAAUUGGAAAUAUAACCAUUGCCGACAUCGAAAAUUUAUUAGCGAAAUUCCCGAACUUUAAUGUCAGUGAUAUAAUUAUUCAAGUAAAUCCGAAUGGUACCGAAUUUAAAACUCCUUUAGCUCAAUAUGUACUCUUAAAUAAUAAUGAAGAAGCAUUGGAUUAUUUAAUAAAUUCCAAGGUAGAUCUGAAGUCCAUGUUCCAGGAUUUGGAACUGCUUUGCAUUUAGUUGCAUCAUGAGAAAACUUAAAAUUGGUUGAAAAAUUACUUAAGGCUGGCGCUAAUGUUAAUGCACAAUUGAGUUACAAUUUUACUACGCCACUCAUUGAGGCUGUGACGCACGGUCAUUUAGAUGUUGCCAAAUGCUUAAUUGAAAAUGAAGCUGACAUUCAUGCUAUAACAACCACGAAAGAAGGUUAGGGUCAUACUGCAGUACUCAUUGCAACUUCUUAUAGACGUGAUGAUAUCGCUGAAAUGCUGGUGAAGAAUGGUGCUGAUCCUUGCGCUAAAAUUGAAUUAGCAAAUUUAAAUGUUACCGGUGUUAAGAAUAUAUUAAGCACUACACCGAUUAUUAACAUCAACAGCAUUUUCAUCUGCAAACCUCAGUAUAAUAGAUGUCCAACUACUCUAGCUCAUCUAGCUAUCGAAUAUAAAAAUGAAGAAUUGUUAGAUUAUGAGAUCAUUUCGAACGCAGAUCUAAAUAUCAAUAUCCCACACCAAGGAACUGUUUUGAAAGUUGCUGCGAAAAUGGGAAAUUUGAAUGUAGUUCAAAAAUUAUGUGAAUUUGGAGCCGAUGUUAAUUUACAAACUUUUGAAUGGUCCACGCCACCACUGAUUCAUGCUGCGAAGGAAGGUUUUUCGAGGUAGUCAAAUAUUUGAUUGAAAAGGGAGCUGCAGCUGAUGCAUCAUGAUGUUGAUGCUGUAACUACAGAAUCUGGCUCUGAAAGUUUUAAUGCAUUGAUUUUUGCCGCUGAUAGGGGAUACAUAAAUAUCGCGUUUUUGCUAAAGAAUAAUGAUAAUCCUAAUGCAAUAUCAAAAUCAGAAUUAACUCCUAUCAUGUUUGCUUGUGGUCGCGAUCAUUUUGAAAUCAUGGAAAUGUUAUUAGCGUACGGUGCUAUUUAUGACUAUUCGAUCUUCCGUUUAACUAUAUUGAACAAAAGUGUCAAGACACUUGAGUAUCUAUUAACAUUAGAUAUAGAUACAAUUGAUACUUAUAUUACUGAAAAAAAAUUAGUGAAUUCCGUACUUCAUUAUUUUCUUAUAGAAAGUCUGAAACUAAGUCACAAAAACUUAGCUAUUCAGAAUCUUAAAGUUCUGAUCGAUGCUGGCGUUGAGAUUAAUAGUGUAAAUGAAAAUAACCAACUAGCUGUCAAAGUCGUCAAAGAUGGAGAGUUUUUAGAUUAUGUAAAAUGUCAUAUUGUUAAACUAAAAAAAGCUGGUAUCUAUGUUUGUCAAAAAAAUAUCAAAACUGUAGAAAAAGAAUUUGAUGAUUUUCACAUUGAAUGUCUCAAUGAAGUUAAAAAACUGAAAAAUGAUAAGAUAGGUCCAAGCAAUCUAGUAUUUUUUGAAGUUUUGCAUAAAAGUUUUCAUUCUCUGGCGAUUCGUUUAAAAUAUACUAAUAUUGAUAGUAUUGUAGAUAAAGAUAAAUUGUUGAAUAUAUAUCCUAUAUACGGCGGUAUAAUUUAUUAUAAGCUAGCAAAGGCUCAACGUAGAAUUAAGAUAGUAGAAAGGGUUGAGGAAUUUUUGAAUUAUGUUCUCAAUUAUUGUUCAAAAUUACCUUAUACUUUUAUUAGAGAAGUAUAUUUGUAUUUAACAAAUGAAAAUUUGAAAAAAUUAUGCAAUGAAAUAUAA